CUUCUUCAGAAAUGUCUGAAUCUGCAGUGAGUCAGUAUGUGGAUCAGUUCAGCUGUCCAGUCUGUUUGGAUCCUCUGAAGGAGCCGGUGACGAUUCCCUGUGGACACAGUUACUGUAUGAGCUGUAUUACUGACUGCUGGGGCCAGAAGGAGCACGGGCCGCCGUACCGCUGUCCCCAAUGCAGAGAGAGCUUCAGUCAGAGACCUCUACUGAAGAAGAACACUCUGAUAGCUGAGAUGAUGGAGACGCUGCAGAAGACGUCCCUACAAACGGCUGCUGUGGAGUGUGAUGUUUGCACUACAGAGAAGAACAGAGCUGUAAAGUCCUGUCUGCAGUGCUUGGCCUCCUUCUGUCAAACUCACCUGCAGCUUCACUAUGAAUCUCCUGCGUUUAUGAAGCACAAACUAGUCGAAGCUUCCAGAAACAUUCAGGAGAACAUCUGCCUCAGUCAUGGGAAACUUCUGGAGAUUUACUGUCAGGAUGAUCAUCAAUGCAUUUGUUGUUUGUGUACUGAUAAUCAUAAAGGACACAGUGUGGUGUCUGUGGAUUCAGAAUGGACUAGUAAAACGAAAGAGUUGAAGGAGAUAAAGGAGGAGUGUCAGAAGCUGAUCCAGGAGCGAGAGAGAGGUCAGCGGGAACUCAGUGAAGCUGUGAAGCUUCUUAAAAGUUCAGCGCUAGAGACCAUGGAGGACAUUGAGAAGGUCUUCACUGAGCUCAUCUGCUCUCUUGAGAAGAAACGCUCUGAGAUUAAAGAGCAGAUCAGAGCUCAGGAGAAGACUGAGAUAGAUCGAGCAGAGGAACUUCACAAACAUCUGGAUCAAGAGCUGACAGAACUCAGAAAAAGACAAGCAGAGACUGAGAAACUUCUGAUCACUGAUGAUCAGGUCAAUUUUCUGAAGAGCUGUCAGUCUGUGUGUGUUUUACCCACAUUUGAAGACGUUCCCAGCUUCACUCAACACACUCAUCUGUCUUUUAAAGACAUUUCAAUCUCAGUGUUUAAGGAGGUUUUGGAGGAUGUCUUGACUCAACAACAAACAGCCAAAAUGUCUCCAGAAGUGUCAAAUGUUACAAAGCCUCCAGAACCAAAGACCCAGAAUGAUUUUUUGCAGUAUUUCUGUGAACUUCACCUGGAUCUAAACACAGCACACAAAAACCUUGAACUGACUGAAGACAACAGGAAAAUAUCAUAUUUAGUUGAAGUUCAGCAAUAUCCUGAUCACCCAGAGCGGUUUAAUGUGUUUCCCUACAUCUUGUCUAAAGAGGGUUUGUGCGGUCGCUGUUACUGGGAGGUUGAGUGCAGUGGGAACGACUGUGCUGUAGCAGUUUGUUACAAAAGAAUUGGACGUAAAGGAAACCGUAAUGACUGUAGACUUGGCUUUAACAAAAUAUCCUGGAGAUUGGGCUUUUUUCUUAAGUAUUUUAGUUUCAUACAUGCUAAAGCACAGGUCCCUAUACCUGCUGUCCGCUCCUCUAGAAUAGGAGUGUAUCUGGAUCACAGAGCAGGAACUCUGUCCUUCUACAGCGUCUCUGACACAAUGACUCUCCUUCACAGAGUCCAGACCACUUUCACUGAACCCUUAUACCCUGCUUUAGGGGUUGGUGCAGGUUCAUCUGUCAGAAUCAUAGAGCAGAGGAGAGCUCAGACAAAUCAGAAAUAAAUAUAAUCGAUCAAGUUUCAGAUUCAGUUGCUAAACUCCUGAAGUGUAUAUGUAUUUAGAUUAAAAUGUAAUUGGUGGUUUGGAUGAACAAAAAGCCUAAUAUUUCUUAAACACUGUCAAUUUUGCUAUUUUGUUCUUUGGUGUUGCUACCUGCUAGUACACCUUCUUUCUUUACAAAAUGCUUCUUCAUAAUUUAAAUAACUGUUGACUUCAGGAUAAGGUCUGAUUUUGAUUUAAUUUUACUGUCAUAACUAUCUGAUAGUAAGCUAAAAAACACGUUUUUAAAAAGCUUUUAAAGAUGCAUAUUUUUAAAAUAUCCUUUUCUAUCAACAUACAGCAAUGUUUCUUCAAAAGAUUCAUCUUUAUAUUUGUUGUUUUUCGGUUUGAUGUAUAUAGCUUAAUAUUGUAAUGUGUAAUUAUGAUAAAAUAAAGAGAAAAUAAAUUAGUAAU
Ctenopharyngodon idella (grass carp) is the source of this 2108-nucleotide messenger RNA. Its product is annotated as E3 ubiquitin/ISG15 ligase TRIM25-like. The record is from RefSeq and is a predicted model, not a curated record. The coding region runs from base 12 to 1658 and encodes 548 amino acids. Lineage: Eukaryota; Metazoa; Chordata; Actinopteri; Cypriniformes; Xenocyprididae. Gene Ontology annotation, molecular function: zinc ion binding; protein binding. The transcript is spliced from 6 exons.